Baudoinia panamericana UAMH 10762 is the source of this 3214-nucleotide messenger RNA. RefSeq lists its product as uncharacterized. The coding region runs from base 224 to 3046 and encodes 940 amino acids. The transcript is spliced from 2 exons. NCBI's taxonomy places the organism in Eukaryota, Fungi, Ascomycota, Dothideomycetes, Mycosphaerellales, Teratosphaeriaceae. The record is from RefSeq and is a predicted model, not a curated record. Gene Ontology annotation, molecular function: protein binding.
ACUCACUGAGCCAUUACUGGAGGCGUACAGUGAUUCUUGGGAGGUCGAUGAUACAGGUCGGGGUUCACGAACAACAGUACAGUACAAUGCGCCCAUAUCAAUAGAAGACAGCCCGCCGAACAAGUGAGGGGAAAACGAGAGACUGUUCCACAGCCUGGUGAAUGCUGUACAACCGAUCACGUUCCGAGACGAGAACAACACACAGCCCUCUUCACACUGAGACAUGGAACACAACCCGUUUACUUCUCAACAUCAUCAUAACCACCACCACGACCACCGAUCAAGCUUCUCUCUUCCCUCCCGCUCAUAUCAACUGCAAGGCGACACGCCCGACAUGCACCGUCCACUGCCCGAUGAGGGGUAUGCGGAUGCGGAGACGAGGAGUCAGGCGGACAGCGAGAUGAUGUACGGCGAUGAGUUGGACCCGGAGUUGCUCAAGCUGGUCUUGAGUCUGCCGGUGGCACAGAGGAAGCUCCUCAUCAAAGCCAGCAUCCGCAGCCUCUCAAACCCGGACAAGGAAGCCAUGGGCGCCUACUGCGAGCACCUCACCCACUUCGACCCUGCCUUCACCCUGCCGCCCGAGAUCAUGCUCUCAGUCCUCUCCUACCUCUCACCCCACGACCUCCUCACCGCCAGCGCCAUUUCUCGCUCGUGGCGCGAGAGAGCUCUGGACGAGAAGCUGUGGCGUGCUUGCUUCGCGCAGGAAGGCUGGGUCCUGGACCGCGAUAAGCUCGAUGCGUUUGAAGAGUUGGCGAGGAAGAAGGGUAAGCGGGUCGCGGAGAGCGGGGUACAAGAUACGACAACGACGACCACGGAGUUGGAGCGGAGAGGUAGUCGGAAGCGGAAGACUGAGGAGGCGUUUAACGAGGGCGUGAUGGCCGAAAGCUCGGGAUCCAGUCCGGAUAGUGUUGGCGGCUCGACGGCGAAUAAUGUCUCCACGCCGGAUAGUGAGGAGGAGAUGCAAGGUGUGGAGCGGAGUCUUGUACUUCAACGUGGCAUGGGGAUCAUGACACCGGACUCGCCGCCUAUGCCUUACAUGUCGCCUCCCAGAAACCGCGUUGAUAUGGCAAAUGGAGAUACCUAUCUGUACCGCGGCAUCAACAACGGCCGAAGACUGUCGACCAUCUCCCUUAACUCACUGGACUCCGAUCUGAACUACCGGAGUCCCGCUGAUAUAUUAAUGCCAUCGCUCUGGAGACGAGGUGUGAACGAACCCAAGCUCAGCUGGCCAUACAUUUACAAGCAACGCGCCAAACUCGAGUCGAACUGGGACAACGGCAAAUACCGCAUGUUCCAGCUCCCUCACCCCGACCAUCCCCACGAAGGCCACAGCGAAUGCGUCUACGCCAUCCAGCACACAAGCCGCCACCUCGUCUCCGGCUCCCGCGACCGCACCGUCCGUAUCUGGGACCUCAAUACCGGCCGCCUCAGACGCGAACCCCUCCUCGGCCACGACGCGAGCGUCCUCUGCCUCCAAUUCGACGAACGGCCGGAACACGACCUCAUCGUCAGCGGCGGCAGCGACAACCACGUCAUCAUCUGGCGCUUCUCCACCGGCGAAAUCCUCCGCAAACUAACCCACGCCCACGACGAGAGCGUGCUGAACCUCCGCUUCGACGACCGCUUCAUAGUCACCUGCUCCAAAGACAAAACCGUGCGGAUCUGGAACCGUCACGCGCUCCACCGCUCCGAUCCACUAAUCCCAUCCCACAUCCUCCCCACCCUCGACAACAACCACUUCCCCACCCGCAUCCUCGACCCACAUACCGACACGAUCCCCGCCUUCAGCCCUCUAACAACCCUAACCGGCCACCAAGCCGCCGUCAACGCCGUCAUGAUCCAUGAGAACACCAUCAUCUCCGCCUCGGGCGACCGGACGAUAAAGUCCUGGAACAUAGACACGGGACGGCAUCAAAAGACGUAUAACGGCCACAGCAAGGGGAUCGCGUGCGUGCAGUUUGAUGGGCGCAGGAUCGUGAGCGGGAGCAGCGAUAACACGGUUAGGAUCUUUGACGCGCAGUCCACGGCUGAAGUCGCUUGUUUGUCGGGGCACGGGAAUUUGGUUCGAACGGUGCAAGCCCGGUUCGGGGAUUUGGACACCGUUACCGACGAAGAAUUGGAGGAUGAAGCACGAGAAACCGAUCGCGCGUUUUAUAAGGCGCUAGAGACGGGCAUGCCGCCUCCUGUCGCCAGUCGGAGGCCGGAGAGGAGGAAUGCGGGCAGCUCCCGCCCGGAGGACGUGAUGUGCGUGGGGACGAAAAUCCCGCCGGGCGGUGGGGGCAGCAGGUGGGCGAAGAUUGUCAGUGGGAGUUAUGACGAGACUGUUAUUAUUUGGCGGCGGGAUCGCGAGGGGCGGUGGCGGGUGCGGCGGACGUUGGGGCAGGAGGGGGUGCUGAGGGGAUAUGGGGGAGCGCGGAGGAGGGGCGCGGUCGUGGUGCAGCAGCAGCUACAGCAGGCUGGUUUGGGUGCGGGUGCUGGUGCUGGUGGAGGAGCCGGGCAGCCGACUCCGCAGCAGUUGGUUGCGGCGGCGCAUGCGAAUCUGCAGCAAUUGCAUCUUCACCAUGCGUUGGCGCAUGGACAGCCGGCUCAGCCUUUACCGGGUGCAGGCCAGGGCCAGCCUCCACCCGCGGCACUGGUGCAAGCAGCGGUGCAGGCGGCGGUGGCGAACGGCGCGCUACCGGCGAAUGGGUUCGUGGCGAACGUGCAGCACCCUCCGCACCCCAUGGUUGCGGCGGGACCGGCGCAAUUGGCCGCGGCGAACAAUCCCGCGCCGCCGCCGCAUCACCACCACCACCACCAUCAUCACCACCAUCACCACCAUCAGCAGAACGCAGCCGGCGGACAACAGCAAGCAGGCGCUGCGGCUGCUCCUCCACAGCCAGCAGCAGCAGCAGCCGCGAGGGAAAGCAACCGCGUUUUCAAGCUGCAGUUCGAUGCGCGCCGCAUCAUUUGUUGCAGUCAGAACAAGGUGAUUGUCGGGUGGGAUUUUGCGAAUGGGGAGCGGGAGUUGGAGAGGGUCGGGGAGUGGAGUGUGGAGACUUGUUGAAGGAAGUCCUGCCUUAGGUAAGGAGAGGGGAGGGGAGGGAAGGGGAGGGUUGGAGUAUGGCUGAGGUGGUCUGUGGGCUGGAGACUCGAGGCUGCUUGAGAGCGGGUUUUGGGGGGUUAGGUUGUAUUUGCUGCGGGUGGGCGAUGGGCUGCUUGGACGGGCUGGUUG